Messenger RNA from Paramecium pentaurelia, 1972 nucleotides. The record is from the annotation of a GenBank genome assembly. Lineage: Eukaryota; Ciliophora; Oligohymenophorea; Peniculida; Parameciidae.
AUGAUUAACUCUUAAUCAGUACCUAAUCUUUAAAAUUCAAGUGCAUUGCCAAUAAGUGAACCAACUUUAGAGUAAAUCAAUAAAAAGUAGUAUGGAGAUACUUUAAGAUAAUAAAUUGAAUAAAAGAAGAUAAGAGAGCAAUAAGAGAGAAUUUAAGAGCGACUAAUGGUUUUUCAUUUUAGUUAAUUUAUUAGGAAUUAUAAUUGUAAAAUCCACUAAAUAAUUAUGGAAGAGGAGGAGGAGGUGCACCAUUAAGAGAUUAAUAUGGAAAUAUAACUGUAAAAUAUAAGAUUGUGUUUAGACAACCAGAAGAAAUCCAAUGGACCCUAAUAUGUCUUCAGCUUAAAUUUUUGGUCCGUCUAUUUCAUCUGUUCAAUUUAAUUAACCUGAAUAUUUAAGUGCUAGUCAAUUACCUAUUUAAACACAAAGGCUAGUAACUUCAAAUCAAAGUAUGAUACAUCUACCUACAUCAAAUAAUGUAAAAGAUUAUAAUAUUUAGAGUAUGAAUUAAAGUUAAUUAAGUCAUAUUGGUGAAUAAAUAGCUUAGGCUGAAAAAAAAUAAAAAUAAUUUGUAUUAUAAAGAGAAUUAAUUUCAUAAAUGGAAAUAGCAGAAAGAAAGAAGUAAGAAGAGAAAUUAAAAAUAAAGAGAGAUAAAGAAUUAGAUGAUUUAAGAAUAUUAAGAGAAAGAGAGGAAAUAGAAAGAAGAAUGAAAGAUGAAUUUGGAAUUGAUAAAUUAGAAAAAAGAAAUCUUUAAUAAACAAAUUUUGAUAUUGAUGGUUUAAAAGCAUUAAAGAGAUUAGAAAUGUUGAGAUAUUAAAAUGAAUUAAUUGAAUAAUAAAAUAGAAAAAAUGCUAAAACAGGAGUCAGAUAAAGAACUCCUAUUUAAGAAGCUGAAAAAGCUUAUAGAGACUAAAGGAAUGAUAUAUUGUAAUCUAGAAUUGAAUAAAGAAUUAUUAAAGAAUUACCUAUAGAAGUUGAAAAGACUGUUAGAGAUACAAUAAAUGUUGAAUUAAAUAGAUUAAGAUAAGAAAUGAAUCUUCAAACUAAUUAAGUUUCUGAAUAAGUAGUUUCAUUAAAAAGUCAUUUAAUGAAGGCAAAUGAAUAAAGACAUUAUAAUGAAGAAUAAAUUAGAAAAUUAAAAGAAGAACUUAGAUCUACUUAAAUUAUAGAUGACAUUAGAUAAAGAGAAUUAUAUUAAGCAUUUUUAAAUUAAGAAAAAACAAGAUAAAUUAUUGAAUCAGCUUAAAGAUAAUAAACACCAGAUCAAAUUAAAUAUACAUUUCCAAGAAGAUAGAAAUUAAAUUAUAAUUCAUUUGAUCCAUUCUUAGGAAAUAAUGAUGAUGUCAAUAAAGAUUUAUAUGAAAUUAUCACAGACAAUACGUAAAUAGGGUCUGUAUCUCAAAAUUUUUAAAUUGGAUUGAAUAAUUAAAAUAAAGAAAAGAUUUUAGAUUAAAGACUUUAAAAUGAAGAUGAUGAUGUUAUCAUUAAUCGUAGAUCAGGUUAAGAAUUAAAAAAUAAUGAAUUUGAUUUACAAGAAGAUUAUUAAAAUCGUUAAUAAUUGUAUAUUGCUAAAAGUUAUUUGGAUUCUAAACCUAUUAAUAAUUAUGAUUAUACAAAAAUAGAAAGUAAUUCAAUUAUUCCAAAAUCAGAUUAUGUUUCUUUAAUUAGUAGUACUCAUCCUUAUUAUAUAUAAGAAGAGGAUGAAAUUAAAGAUGUUAUUUAAAGAUAUUCUAGUAUUUUUUAUUUAUUUAUAUCUAUUUUAGAUAAACUUGAUAGAUUAGAUGAUAUAGAUGUAUUAUAAUAAAAAAGAGACUUUAAUCAAAUGGACUAUGCAUUAUAAGAUUUAUUAGAUUAGUAAACCAAUAAAUUAAAUAAAAAUGAAUAUAUCAAUGACCCAAUUGACUAUAAUGAUUAUUAUUCAACUGAUUACUAAGAAACAAAUUUUUAUAAUAAAAUGAAUAAAUUAUCUUGA